Miscanthus lutarioriparius is the source of this 378-nucleotide messenger RNA. The record is from the annotation of a GenBank genome assembly. NCBI's taxonomy places the organism in Eukaryota, Viridiplantae, Streptophyta, Magnoliopsida, Poales, Poaceae.
AUGUGGCUCGUCGAGAUGUCCGUGGCCGGGCAGAGCGUCGCCGCGGGCAGCGACGGCUGCGUCGCCUGGCGCCGCACGCCCUGGCUCGGCGCCGAGGCCGCGCGCGGCGGCUCCCGCCCGCUCCGACGCGCGCUCCAGCUGUGCAGCCUGGACAAGCAGCGGAGCCUGGCGGUGAACAAGACCGGAGCCUACGUCAGCGUUCUGGAGGGCGUGGUGGUGACAACCGCCGUCGAGAACAAGCAUUUCUUCAGGAAGGGAAUCCUUGGGGACUGGAGGAACCACAUGACACCGGAGAUGGCAGCAAGGCUGGAUGGCAUCGUCGAGGAGGCACUCAAGGGAUCAGGAUUUAAUUUUGGGUGCACCAAUACAAGUAAUUAG